UGCCUAUCCCGCCGAUCUACAACCUUGUUUUGGCCAUGAUGUGGCGCCACCCGGAAAACAUCGAGGUCGACAAAGUAAAAGUUGUUCACUAUUGUGCUGCGGGAUCAAAGCCGUGGAGGUACACCGGGAAAGAAGAGCAUAUGGAUUGGGAAGAUAUUAAGAUGCUGGUGAAGAAGUGGAGGGACAUUUACAAUGACGAGUCCUUGGACUACAACGCAGCUAUAGAUGGUGAAACCAACAAAUUUGUGGCGGUAUUGUUGGAGGCUGGAGUUGCUCAUUUUGUUACUGCCCCAUCUGCCGCCUAGUUUUUUUUUGUGUGUGCUUGUGUUAGGUUACUUUUCCCGAUUGAGCAUAGGCUUACGAAGUUACAAAAAUUAAAGAAGGUGGUUAUUUGUUUUGAAGUUCACCUUUCCUAGAAGUGGAAGUUUGUGUUG
Rhododendron vialii is the source of this 434-nucleotide messenger RNA. Its product is annotated as galactinol synthase 2-like. The transcript is spliced from 2 exons. The coding region runs from base 36 to 305 and encodes 89 amino acids. The record is from RefSeq and is a predicted model, not a curated record. Lineage: Eukaryota; Viridiplantae; Streptophyta; Magnoliopsida; Ericales; Ericaceae.